Zeugodacus cucurbitae (melon fly) is the source of this 1290-nucleotide messenger RNA. Its product is annotated as ABC transporter G family member 5-like. Lineage: Eukaryota; Metazoa; Arthropoda; Insecta; Diptera; Tephritidae. Bases 1071 to 1286 code for a protein of 71 amino acids. The transcript has 2 exons. The record is from RefSeq and is a predicted model, not a curated record.
CUCGCGCCGGUAACGGUUGUACAACGGAGAACGAACGCUUGUGGUUUUUUGAAUAUUUGAGAAUAAAAGAAAUAAAAAGGUCUAAAUAAAAAUAAAAGUGGUUCAUGAAAAGGCUGCGGCGGCAGCGAAUGUGUAAUAUAAACAAGUGAAAGUGUAGAAGAGAGCACAUUUGAAGAAAGCUUUCAAAAUAUGAAGCAACAAGCGGGAGUAUUUCAAAUGCUUGACCACCAGUAGUUGUUAGUGUAAAAUUACUUCAGUGCAACUUUUCUCAAGCGACGAGCAGAAAAACAUUAAUCCACCAGCUGCUCUCAAGCGAGUCUAACUCUCAGCUUUUUUCGUGUUUUUGUUUAUUUUGAAGUGCGAAUGCAUACAUACAUACAUAACUGAACAUCAUAUCAAUUAGUGUGGCAAUUAGCCGUUUAAUCAGCGCUAAGAUAGUGCACAGAAUUCAUUGCCACUGAUAACGGUAUACUAUAUAUGUAUGUACAUAUGUAUAUGACUGUACUUAUCAAUAUAUUUUCGGCAUGAAAUAAUUUUCGGUAGCAAAAAACCGAUUUAACUGUGUACGCGUGUGUAUGGAAGCUGACAUGAUUCAUAGCAAAAGACAUUCAAAGGCAGACUUUUGAAAUUCGACUAACAAGUGAUACAUCGUCUUUGAGAAAAAUAAUUAUAUGAUUAAUAAAGAAUAAUGUGAGCUGAAAUUUCUGAAAACCUUUCAAAUGCAUUGAAAUGCGUUGCUCAUACGCCCGACCCAACCAGCGGUAUACAUAUGAUAAAUUACCAACAGCAGCGAAGGCAUAAAAACUACAAAAAGUGAUUGAGUGUUAUCUAUAUUGGCUAUAGGCCACAGCAUACACCUGUAAUACCAGUUCAAAGAGUGAUUGCAAAUUAUUCAAGUGAUUAUUUAAGCGCAACAGCGCCAACUAAUUAAAUGAAGCUAAUUUGUGCAAGUGCGGAAAGUGUGGCUUAAACGUAAUUAAAUAAAAAUAGGUGCAUAAAAAAUACAAAAAACAAAUUUUAUACGAAACAACAAUAACAACAAACAGUUUAAACGUCUAGCAAUCGACAGCAUGACCGAGAACCAUGAUAAACACGCCGCCAGCAGUGGCGACAGCACAGAAAUUGCCAUCAGUCACAAUAACAACGCACAAGGCCAGAGCACAACUGUCGGCGGCGAUGGCAACAACAUCAAACCGAAGGAUAAGAAAAAUGACAGCGAAACGACAGUCGCGCUGGCGGAUACGCAACAUGAAGGUGAAAAGGAUAAAGCGCCGCAUGACAGGUGAGUGA